Periconia digitata is the source of this 1573-nucleotide messenger RNA. The record is from the annotation of a GenBank genome assembly. Lineage: Eukaryota; Fungi; Ascomycota; Dothideomycetes; Pleosporales; Periconiaceae.
UGCUGCUGUUCUUCCGCUGCCUUGGCCUGCACCUCAUCCCGUGCCCUGUUUUGCCCUUCUCCUUUCUGCUUCUCUUCAAUCACCAUCUUCUUCUUUUCUGACCUGUACAGCCACACUCAUUGCAUCGAAUUCAAGAUAUACAUAGACUUUUUUUCCUACAGGCUUCUGCCCGCCUACGCAUCCGCUCAUUUCCCAAACUUCGAUUCUCUCCACUUCCACGACAAACCGAACUACCAACCACUCCACAAAAUCGUCCAAAUUCCCCGAAAUCGAUCAGAAACCCGAAUCCUUCUCCACAAAAACUCCACGAUGGUGAAAGCAACCUCGACCUUCAUUCUCUCUCUGCUCUCCCUCGUUCCUACCAUCACCGCCAACUGCGAAGCACCAGUUCCCUGCCAAGAUGAAUCUCUCAAUCGUCUAAAUACCACUGAAUGCCAAACCGUACACGCCUUCCUAGCACGCGGCUCUAACUCCGGAUUUCCUGGCCACCUUGGACCCCUCAUCAGGUCCGUCUGCACCAACCUUACCUCUGGCAGCUCGGAUGUCACGUGUGGUUACGAAAACAUCGACUACCCAGCCAACUCGUCGAGAGAUGGAGAGGGCAUGUGGUGCAAGUCGGCGCAUAUUGGCGCUACCCAGGGCCAGAAGCAGAUGAAAGAAUACUCGGAGAGGUGCCCGGAUGCGAAGUUGGUCUUGCUCGGAUUUUCGCAAGGAGGUAGCGUCGCUUUGGAUGUUUUGGGAGGUGGCGGCGGCGAGGAAGAUGGCACGGUUUUUGGUUGUAUCCAGGAAUCCAGCCCGGCGUUGAAUCCUAAGGAGGUUCCUGGGUCGAAGAUCGUCGCAGCCGUGGUGUUUGGUGCCGUCCGCCGCAGCGCAGACCAGCCCUUCACCGUCAAAAAUGGUGGCCAGAAUUACAACGGCACUACUCCUCGCACCGGAUCUCUUGCUGAGGGUCUUGCGCAAUUCACCCCUGUUCUGCGCGAAUACUGCAACGAACACGAUCCCAUCUGCGCUCCUGAGAGCUUGCCCCAGAACGUUGAGAACCAUCUCGACUACUUCUCCAAGUUCGACGAUGAGGCUUCGGAAUGGAUCGUGCAGAAGGCAGGUUUUACCAGUGCUAAAGCUACCAACGGGAACACUGAUAGCGGUGAGAGACAAGGUGUGCAAGGUGGUAACAACACGAGUGCGGCGGUUGGCUUGAUGGGUGCUAGAUGGGGAGUGGCUAUGAGCGCUUUCGGAGUCGUUGUUGCGGGAGUGAUGUGAGUAUAGUUGUGUAGAAAGCAUUUCAGUCUGUUGUUAAGAGUAUACUUUGUAAUUUCUUUGGACCUUGAGUCUUUAUUUUUUUUCGUUUGCACACUCAUGGGCGUUGGUGUUUUUCUUGUGUUACGAGCAAAAGUCGCAUUUGUCUACAGAAGCUGGUAUGAGCUCCUGAUAUAUGCAUAUAUAUGUAUGUAUACGUAGAUACAUGUAAAUAUUGGAAGCUUUGUGAAAGAGAGUAGAGUAGGUCAUAGUCAAAUCCUAUUCUCUCGCUUUCCCGCUUCAUGAUUUCAUCACUACUCUGAGCUGGAUUCCUAUU